UCUUCUUUGCACUCAGCCACAGGACAUGUGUAUAUACAAGAGGCAGAGCAGUAGCCUUUACACUGCUGCCCAGAGAGUCAUUAGAGACGCACACUGAUUGUUACUGUCUAACUGACCAGAGAAGCAAUGGACCCUCAGAGCUGUGACUGUGCAAACGGUGCCUCCUGCAGUUGUGGAGAUUCCUGCAAAUGCGCAAACUGCAAAUGCACAAGCUGCAAGAAAAGCUGCUGUUCAUGCUGUCCGACUGAGUGCAGUAAAUGCAGCAAAGGCUGCCAAUGUGCACAGGGGAAAGAAAAGUGCAGCUGCUGCAACUAAUCCAGAAAUCCUUUAAAUCACUAAAUGAUUAUGUUUUAUAUGUACUUACUAAUCAAUGCAAUGUUUUGACAUGUUGUAACAUGUCAUGUAGUAUUUCUUAUGUUUUUUUUAAUAAAAUUUAUGUUUACCA
Messenger RNA from Xenopus laevis (African clawed frog), 445 nucleotides. It is a transcript of the gene mt3.L, whose product is annotated as metallothionein-like. Bases 127 to 315 code for a protein of 62 amino acids. The transcript is spliced from 3 exons. Lineage: Eukaryota; Metazoa; Chordata; Amphibia; Anura; Pipidae. The record is from RefSeq and is a predicted model, not a curated record.